This is a messenger RNA of Toxotes jaculatrix (banded archerfish), 3815 nucleotides long. It is a transcript of the gene angpt1, whose product is annotated as angiopoietin 1. Gene Ontology annotation, molecular function: receptor tyrosine kinase binding. The transcript has 9 exons. The coding region runs from base 443 to 2056 and encodes 537 amino acids. The record is from RefSeq and is a predicted model, not a curated record. Gene Ontology annotation, biological process: angiogenesis; Tie signaling pathway. NCBI's taxonomy places the organism in Eukaryota, Metazoa, Chordata, Actinopteri, Toxotidae.
ACAGAGGAGGAAGGGAAGGCAGAGAGACCAAGGGAGGUCUGACGACACCAUCCCAGCUUACCCAGCACCUAUUUUAAAUGCACAGACUGAUAAAUGCAAGCCCACAACCUGGUCACAUCUGGCUUUGAUUUACUGGAGAAACAUCAAGAUUUAUAACCAAGCUGUCACUCUGCAAGAGAUGAGUACAACCUUUCCUGCCAGGACAGAAACGUAAAGGAGCUUUGGAAACAUAGCAUGUGUAAGUGUCCAUGGUAAGAGUCUACAGUGGCUUUCAUUGCUGGAGGUCCAAUGUAAGGAUGGAUGACACAUGUUCCAGGCCAACGGUGUUCUUCACCGUUUUCUGAUCGAGCUCCAAAGGGAACAUCCAGCCAGACCGAGAAGGAGCAGCUAAAGAUAUAAGAACUUAAUUCACCUGCAACCUUUCUCCUGGGGUGAAAGUGAAAUGAUGCUGUGGUACAACUUUGGCCACCACUUGCUCUCGCUGGCGGCACUCCUGGUGAUUGCGAGCUGCGGAGGAGGGGAACAACGGAGAGGGACAGAUAGCAGCACCAGCAGCACAGGUGGCAGCAGCAGCAGCAGUAGCAGCAACAGUGGAGGAAGUAGUAGUAGUAGUAGUAAUUACAGCAACAGACGUUUUCAUAAGAUCCAGCACGGCCAGUGCACCUACACGUUCAUCCUACCUGAAGGAGAUGGAGCCGGAGGAGGCUCUUGCAAGGAGGCGAAAGCCGGUAGCCCGCAGUACAACGCCAACUCUCUCCAGAGGGACUCUCCACCACCUGAGCCAGACUUUCCCAACCAGAAGAUCCAGCAGCUCGAGCACAUUAUGGAGAAUUAUACCCAGUGGCUACAGAAGAUUGAAAACUACAUUAAAGAGAGCAUGAAGACAGAGAUGGCUCAACUGCAGCAGAGUGCCGUGCACAACCACACGGCAGCCAUGUUGGAAAUGGGCACCAACCUCCUCUCUCAGACAGCUGAACAGACACGCAAGCUGACGGAUGUUGAGACACAGGUCCUAAAUCAGACGUCCAGGCUUGAGAUCCAGCUGCUGGAAAAUUCUCUUUCCACUAACAAGUUGGAGAAACAGUUAAUGGUCCAGACCAAUGAGAUCAGCAAACUGCAUGACAAGAACAGCCUCCUGGAAGAGAAGAUGUUAGAGAUGGAGAUGCGACACCGUGAAGAGCUGGAGACGCUGAAGCAGGAGAAGGGAAGUCUCCAGACCCUGGUGGGGAGGCAGAGCGGGGUUAUCAGGGAGUUAGAAGCCCAGCUGAGCCGAACCACGGGAAACAGCACGGCCCUGCAGAGACAGCAGCAGGAGAUGAUGGAUACCGUCCACAACCUGCUCAACCUCUGCUCUAAAGAUGGAGUUGUUCCUAACAGUACAAAGGUUGAGGAUGAAGAGAAGAGGUUCCGCGACUGUGCCGACCUCUACCAGGCUGGGUUCCACAAGAACGCCGUCUACACCAUCCAGAUCAGUUCGCAGGAGACCAAAAAGGUUUAUUGUAACAUGGAAACAGCCGGUGGUGGAUGGACGGUCAUCCAGCGUAGAGAAGAUGGCAGUGUGGACUUCCAGAGAACAUGGAAGGAGUACAAGAUGGGCUUUGGGAGCGUGUCUGCAGAGCACUGGCUGGGCAACGAGUAUGUUUACCAGUUAACUAGCCAGAGGCAGUAUGCUCUUCGUGUAGAGUUGACAGAUUGGGACGGACGCCAGGCCUUCUCAUUAUAUGACCGCUUCCAAAUCGGCAGUGAGAAACAAAACUACAGGCUGUUCCUGAAAAGCCACAGUGGGACUGCAGGCAGACAGAGCAGUCUAGUAAUCCAUGGAGCAGACUUCAGCACCAAGGACAUGGACAAUGACAACUGCAUGUGCAAGUGCGCCCUCAUGCUCACUGGAGGUUGGUGGUUUGAUGCCUGUGGCCCGUCCAAUCUCAAUGGCAUGUACUUCACCCAAGGACAGCACAUAGGGAAGUUGAACGGUAUCAAGUGGCACUACUUCAAGGGUCCCAGCUACUCGCUCCGAGCCACAGCCAUGAUGAUCCGCCCACUGGACUUCUCAUAGUCUUCUGAACUUGUGAACUUUUACCUUCCAAAUGGCUAUGUAGCACAUUAGAGGGACGCUUCCUAUUUUAUCCUCUUGUCUCAUCUCAUUUCGCUGGCCAUGGGAGUCAUACAGUAAAUCUUUUAUUCAACCUGGUUCUUCCCCAGAGCAGCUGAAAAUGCCAUUCUAUCGUUGCAUCAUGACCUUUCCCCUCAUUGAACUGAAAAUCAGCCACAGGGAGGAAAACAAAGCAUGAUACAAUUCACCUGAACUGUUUUCUGUUACAAGCUAGAUUCACACACUUGAUGUGUGAGCAUUUUGAGCACAGUGUAAGGACAGCGUGAGGCAUGGUGUUCAAUUCUUCCACUUUCCUGGGGACCUGUGUUGUAAUAAUACGGAGGACUUGAACUCUCCUGACUGGAAAGCAGCUCUCACAGAGCAGCAGUGACUCUUAAACUGCAGGACAGAACAUACCUGGAGCGCUUUCAGGAGACAAAUGAGAGACAUGGCUUUUUUUAUUAAGAUAUUGCUCACAGAAUGCAGCCCAUAAAUAUUACGACUGUGUUGUAUUUUGUGUUUUUAGUACUAUUUUUGUUAUUCCACCUGUAUACAAUAUCAAAAGUGAGAUAAAAUUGUCUUUUGUACUGUACAGUGUGUACUGUAUCUCUGUCUGCAUCAUGUAUAAAACACACUUUCAGUUUUAAGGUGACCUUGAAAUUCAAGCGAUGACAUGGUAAAAGUUAUGAGGAUCACUUUUUUUGUUUGCUGGCAAAUACGCACUUGCUGUCUUGACAGAGUGUGAUUAUUUUUAGAGUUCAAGAUGUGAGGUUAUUAUUGGAAUAGAUCUGGACUCAGAUCUGUUUGCUGUUGGCUGAGAAACAUCUAAUACUUGCCAAGGUUCAGAUUGUGAGUGAUCAUCUUACUUCUGCAGAAUAGGAAAAACAAGGACAUUAAUUCAGAUGCAUUUAAUUAGUGAGGCGUUAUAAUUACAGCCGUGCGCAUAUGGGAGAAGAAAGUGCACGUUUGCAUAUACAAGUAAUGCGCAUUUUCAGAAAUAUGCAGUAUAUUCCUGAGUACAAUGAUGAUGUACCACAUCAUGGUCCUUUUAUAAUCACAAAGAUGUACACGCUUAUAUUAAGCUGGUGUUCCACUCACAAAAACUUUUUUAUUUGCGGCUUUUUUGCGGUUUCUUCAUAUUCUAACCUCUGACCUUAAGACAAACAGCAGAUCAUUAAGACAAGUUACAUCCAAAAUAUUUUUCACAGACAUCAUUAUUACAUUACACAGUAUCAUAGUCCAGCCAGUUUCUGUUUCUCAUCAAUACAGCUUAGGAAAAAAAAGGAGCUGGAGUUGGAUAUGAAGCAUGAAAUUAAUGAUUCCACCAAGUGAUCCGUGUGAACACACAUUUCAUAACUUCCAGCUUAUAACAACAGAAUCUACAGUGGGGUAUUUACUAAAGGUACACAUGGUGAGAAGAUAAAGUAUAUCUGGAACUUGUAUAACUACAAUUGACGUGUUUAUUAGUAUACUAAAAUUGUAUAAUUUAUCGUGUGUGCAUAAAGCAGCUUUCCUGAGGAAAGCUAUUUCAUUCUUUUCUGUUUAUUCUCUGCCAGAAAUACAAUGGUGUUUUGAAGUUGAGCAUAAAACAUAGGAGUUAAGAUAAUAACCCUGGAGAAAUGUGCCUUUGAUAAUUCUGCUUUUACCUCAUUAAGUUCUAGAUUUGCAGAUUUAUUUAAACAUCUUUUGUAACAUGUGGUCAGUGUUGUGUUGCUAGAUUAAA